CGCGCGCAGAGGCGGGGCGGCGGGAUCUCCAAGCGCGCGGUGCUCCGCCCGCUCGGCGGCGGAGGCGGAGGCGGAGACGGCGGGGCCAGGCGGCGGCCGGAGAGCGAGCGAGCGAGCGAGCGCGGCGGCAGCACCGGGGCCAUGGCUCCCGCGCAGCGCCCGCUGCUGCCGCUGCUGCUACUGCUGCUGCCGCUGCGGGCGCGCAACGAGGAUCCGGCCCGUGCCAACGCUGACCGCUACGCAGUCUACUGGAACCGCAGCAACCCCAGGUUUCAGGUGGGCGCCCUGGGUGAUGGCGGCGGCUACACGGUGGAGGUGAGUAUCAAUGACUACUUGGACAUCUACUGCCCACACUACGGGGCUCCUCUGCCCCCGGCCGAACGCAUGGAGCGGUACAUCCUGUAUAUGGUGAACGGCGAGGGCCACGCGUCCUGUGACCACCGGCAACGAGGCUUCAAGCGCUGGGAAUGCAACCGGCCUGCAGCACCUGGGGGGCCCCUCAAGUUCUCAGAGAAGUUCCAGCUCUUCACCCCCUUUUCCCUGGGCUUUGAGUUCCGUCCUGGCCAUGAGUACUACUACAUCUCUGCUACACCUCCCAACCUCGUGGACCGGCCCUGCCUGCGGCUGAAAGUUUAUGUGCGUCCAACCAAUGAGACCCUGUACGAGGCCCCGGAGCCCAUCUUCACCAGUAACAGCUCCUGCAGUGGCCUGGGCGGCUGCCACCUCUUCCUCACUACGGUCCCCGUACUGUGGACCCUCCUGGGCUCCUAGUGUCAGGACAAGGACACCAGCCUCACCUGGACCCCUCGACUUGUCCCUCGGACCUGAUGCGGCCACCUCUGAGACAAAAAUCCUUGCUGCUUCUCUUUCAUGGUGCUGUCCCACCAGAGGAGGCCGCCAACCCGCCCCCCGGUCCAAUG
Phodopus roborovskii (desert hamster) is the source of this 920-nucleotide messenger RNA. RefSeq names its product ephrin A2 (gene Efna2). The record is from RefSeq and is a predicted model, not a curated record. Gene Ontology annotation, molecular function: ephrin receptor binding. Lineage: Eukaryota; Metazoa; Chordata; Mammalia; Rodentia; Cricetidae. The transcript has 4 exons. Bases 142 to 771 code for a protein of 209 amino acids. Gene Ontology annotation, biological process: axon guidance; ephrin receptor signaling pathway; osteoclast differentiation. Gene Ontology annotation, cellular component: plasma membrane.